AUGAGACCGAUAUUGCGAGCAGCGGCUUUCGGCGCGGCGAGGAGUCGCUUUGCGCCGCGCCAUGGCUUUGCAACGUCUUGCCCGACUGCUUUCAAGCAAACGGUCGCGGACCACAGAGCUCCUCUUGUGAAGACCAAGCCGAAAUCAAGACCCCCACAGGGAAAAUACGAGACAUUCAGGGCCAUGAUUCUCUCCCAGUUCAACACCGUCCUGGCGACCAUGGGCAAUUACUCCGAGACGAACCGCGAAUACCGCAAUUUUGGCAUAUCAAGCGAGUACGGGCUCAAUAGCGAGAUCCAGCUCUUCCGCGAGACGCUACAAAAGUCAAUACACUUGGCGAACAAGGGCGUAACGCUCCGCAAGGAAAACCCCCUCUUCUGGUCCCUCAGAAAUGCCUUUAUCAAGGCCGACGUCAAGGGGUUGACCGCCGAGAUACGGUAUGCGUUUCAGAGCUUCAUGAUGCGAGCGAAGCUGUCCAAGACGACGCCGAGGCAAAAGAAACUGGCCGACCUGCGCUUCCCGAUGGAGUGGUUCCCCGCCACCCGAGUGAUGCAGCGUACCAUUCACCUCCACGUCGGACCGACAAAUUCGGGAAAGACGUACCGGGCGUUGAAGGCGCUGGAGAAUGCAAAAACGGGUAUCUAUGGAGGACCUCUCCGUCUGCUGGCUCACGAAAUCUACUCGCGCUUUCAGGCAAAGGGGCGGCCUUGCGCCAUGAUCACUGGAGAAGAACAGCGAAUCCCGGAAGACGAGGACAACUUCUUCAUCAGCUGCACGGUCGAGAUGACGCCGUUGAACAGGAUGGUCGACGUUGCCGUCAUUGACGAGAUCCAAAUGAUCGGCGACAGGGACCGCGGGUGGGCCUGGACGCAGGCUGUCCUCGGUGUCAUGGCCAAAGAGGUUCAUCUUUGUGGCGAGGAACGUGCAGUCGACCUCGUCAAGGCAAUUUGCGCCAGUGUUGGCGACAAGUGCAUUGUUCACAGAUACGAGAGGUUGAGUCCCCUUGCGACAAUGCCGCAUAGUCUGGGGAAGGACUGGAAGCAGCUGGAGAAGGGAGACGCCAUUGUGGCUUUCACCAGACUCUCUCUCCACGGAUUGAAGAACACUAUCGAGGAGAAGACUGGUCGGCGCUGUGCCAUUGUUUACGGCGGGCUCCCGCCUGAAACUCGCGCUCAGCAAGCUGCUCUGUUCAAUGACCCCGACAACGACUACGACUACCUCGUUGCCAGUGAUGCCAUUGGCAUGGGACUCAACCUCGAAAUCAAGCGUGUCAUUUUCGAAAGAAUAACGAAGCACGAUGGUCUGCUAUACAGAGUGCUGUCGACAUCGGAAAUCAAGCAGAUCGGAGGCAGAGCGGGUAGAUACAAGACCGUGAGACAAGCAUCCGACGCCGACGCUGCAGACACAGCAGUCACCGCUGUCGAGGAGAAGAAGGUCGGCUAUGUGACGACCUGGGACGAGGCAGACCUGCCGACCGUCCGAGAAGCCUUCAGAAACGACAUCGAGCCGCUCGAGAACGCCGUCAUCCACCCUCCAGCCUUCGUCAUUGAGCAGUUCGCCGAGUACUUCCCCCCGGACACCCCGCUCAGCUUCAUCCUCCUCCGCCUCCGCGAGAUGGCGCCCGUAUCGAAGCACUACCAGGUCACCGUCUCGGAGUCCGAGCUGCAAAUCGCAGACGCGAUCCAGGAGUUCCCGAUGACCAUCGGCGAGCGCAUCACCAUCCUCCACGCCCCCAUCAACCUGAGGGACGAGGGCAUCCGAAACAUCGUGCGCUCCAUCGCCGAUUGCGUCUCCAAACGCCGCCAGGGCGCGCUGUACGACAUCAAGGACAUCCACCUCGAGCUCCUCGACGCCUCGCUCGACGACUUCCAGAGCCAAGGCAGGAAGUACCUGCGGUCCCUCGAGGACCUGCACCAGGGCAUCACGCUGUACCUGUGGGUGAGCUACCGCUUCCCGAGCAUAUUCGUGUCGCAGACACUCGCGUUCCAUAUGAAGGACUUCGUCGAGGAGAAGAUUGCGCACUUCCUCGCACACAACACCGUCUAUAGCACCGACAUGCACCAGCAGCUUCGUACGGCCCAGCGCAACUCCGCGCUGAGGAACUUGAAUGAACAGGAGAGGCUGCGCAGAGAGCGUGCCAAGGUCGAGGCCGAGGCCGCGGAAGCCGCCAGUUUGACUGAUGAAAAGGACUCUUCGUUGAGUGGGGAGUCAGAGGAGCCAUUUGUCGACGACGAGAGGGAGUUUGACCAGCUGGAGGAGAAGCCGAUUGCCGAGGACGAUACCGUCUUAGGAGAGAAGACGGAGAAGAUCCAUGAGACUCGAAGAGAAUCCCCAGCCGCAGGUUAA
Colletotrichum karsti is the source of this 2346-nucleotide messenger RNA. RefSeq lists its product as uncharacterized. NCBI's taxonomy places the organism in Eukaryota, Fungi, Ascomycota, Sordariomycetes, Glomerellales, Glomerellaceae. The transcript has 2 exons. Gene Ontology annotation, cellular component: mitochondrial degradosome. The record is from RefSeq and is a predicted model, not a curated record. The coding region runs from base 1 to 2346 and encodes 781 amino acids. Gene Ontology annotation, biological process: mitochondrial RNA 3'-end processing; RNA catabolic process. Gene Ontology annotation, molecular function: hydrolase activity, acting on acid anhydrides; RNA helicase activity; ATP binding.